AUGUUUUGUGUGAAACGUUGCGGUGAAGACAUAACGCUAGAGAAGGAGGAGAAGAAGAUUAACCGUAUGAUCGACGAGAGCCUCAAGAGGGACAAGAAGGCCGCCAGACGUGAACUGAAGCUACUAUUGCUGGGAACGGGAGAGUCCGGCAAAAGUACUUUCGUUAAACAAAUGCGAAUCAUUCAUAACAGCGACUAUACGGACACCGAGAGGAAGGGAUUCAUACACUAUGUCUACCACAACAUCGUUGUCGCCAUUCAAACUAUUGUUAAAGCAAUGGACGAUUUGAACAUUAAGUAUGAAAAUGAGUCGAAUCGGGCGAACGGCCAACUCUUGGACACCAUUUAUGUAGACUAUAAAUGCGCGCAUUUGACACGACUCACGGAACCGGUGGUGAAAGCCGUUAAACAGCUGUGGGACGACUCGGGUGUCCAAAAGUGUUACAGUCGUCGCAAUGAGUAUCAGUUGAGCGAUUCGGCGAAGUAUUACUUCGACGACAUCGACAGACUGUCCGCCGAUAACUAUACGCCCACUCGUGAGGACAUAUUGCGGGUACGGAUACCGACAACCGGUAUCAAUGAGUACACGUUUGAGUUGAGUUCUGUGCGGUUCCGAGUGGUGGACGUCGGGGGCCAGCGAUCGGAGCGCCGCAAAUGGAUCCACUGCUUCGAGAACGUGACGUCCAUUAUAUUCUUGGCGGCGCUCAACGAAUACGACCAGCGAUUGUAUGAAUGCAAUCAUAACUACAGCCAGAAUCGUAUGGAAGAAUCGCAGGCACUGUUCCACACCAUAAUCACAUGCAAAUGGUUUUUUGAGUCUUCAUUCAUACUGUUUCUGAACAAAACGGAUUUGUUUGACGAGAAGAUCAUACUCUCAGAUCUGGUCGACUACUUCGCCCAAUACGACGGCCCGGCGAAGGACUCGCUAUCGGCCCGUGAUUUCAUACUUAGGAUGUAUUUGUCGUUAAACCCAUUCAUUCAUAAAUACAUAUUCAGUCACUUUACGUGCGUAACCGACACCGAAAACAUGCGGUUUAUCAUUGAGUCCGUCAAACACACUAUACUUCAGAAACAUAUCAUUGACUUCAAUAUGGCUUAA
Messenger RNA from Medioppia subpectinata, 1098 nucleotides. The record is from the annotation of a GenBank genome assembly. NCBI's taxonomy places the organism in Eukaryota, Metazoa, Arthropoda, Arachnida, Sarcoptiformes, Oppiidae.